Molecule: messenger RNA, 738 nt
Organism: Aureobasidium subglaciale EXF-2481
Lineage: Eukaryota; Fungi; Ascomycota; Dothideomycetes; Dothideales; Saccotheciaceae
Exons: 2
Coding region: 1-738 (245 amino acids)
Source: RefSeq, a predicted model, not a curated record
AUGGCAAGCCCGCCUCCUACAAGACGCUUUGCACCUCUGAGCAAAGGCAAAGGUCAUGACGCCAUCGACGGUGACAUGGUCUUGAAAGGCAUUGUGUUCGAUGUCGAUGGAACUCUCUGCGAACCUCAGAACCAUAUGUUUGGAACGAUGCGCGAAAAACUGGGUAUCACCAAGGAACAGGAUAUCUUGGAUCAUGUAUACAGCCUAUCAGGAUCGAAGCAGAAGGAAGCCCACAAGAUCAUCGAGGACGUUGAACGCGAAGCUAUGGCGGAGCAAGUACCGCAAGCUGGACUGGCCACACUGAUGGAACAUCUGGAUAAGAACGACAUCAAGAAGGGAAUCUGCACGAGAAACUUCAAUGCACCGGUCGACCAUCUUUUGAGCAACCACCUGCCAAGUCAUAUCGAUGCAUUCGCACCAAUUGUCACCAGAGACUUUCGCCCUCCAAAGCCAUCUCCUGCCGGCAUUUUGCAUAUUGCAAAGCAGUGGAAGAUCAUUGGCGAGUCAGACGUAGGAGAUGAUGGUCGGCCCAUUGCAAAGCGGUCAAUUCCCAUGAUCAUGGUUGGCGACAGCAUUGACGAUAUCAUCGCUGGCCACGACGCCGGUUGCGCUACCGUGCUACUCAGAAGUGAAGGCAAAGAGGACCUGGAGAAGGAUCCCCGAACUGACGUGGUCAUCAGCCGACUGGACGAAUUGGUCGACAUCCUGGAGAAAGGUUUCGAGAGCAGACAGAAAUGA